Messenger RNA from Penicillium soppii, 2538 nucleotides. RefSeq lists its product as uncharacterized. Gene Ontology annotation, molecular function: protein binding. Lineage: Eukaryota; Fungi; Ascomycota; Eurotiomycetes; Eurotiales; Aspergillaceae. The record is from RefSeq and is a predicted model, not a curated record. Bases 1 to 2538 code for a protein of 845 amino acids. The transcript is spliced from 2 exons.
AUGGAUCUCGUUCCUCCAUCUUAUCAGUAUGCGACAGACAGAGAUGCAUGGUCAAUUAUUGCACGCUAUAUUCCCUCCAGUGAUCUAUGCGCUGCAUCUCUAGUUUGCCACAGAUGGCAUGGUCUAUUUAUGCCUUUUCUUUGGGGCGACCCUGCAUCCCAUUUUGGUAAAGAUAACGAUGCAGUCUACGUGGCUCUCACACGAUUCCGAAGAACACUCAAAUAUGCCCGAGAAGAGGUCCGGGCAUUGACGCAUACUCUUCAUCUCCCACCCGCUCUUUCAGAGAUAUACGGUGGGCCGCGUCCAGGUUGGCUAAGAGACAUUCUCGAAUGUCUACCAUGUCUGCAGUGUCUGAUGGUUUCCAAAUUGCCUUUCUUCGAUCACAAUGCCAUGACAGCAUUGGGAGACCACCAGAGAGCGAGCCAUUAUAACAUCCGUCUGUUGCUGGCCGAACGGGAGCCCAACACAACUGCAACGAGCCUUGCACAGACGUUACUCUUGUUCCCUGCAUUGACCUAUCUGGAUCUUUCACAUACGACUCCGGCACGAGACCGUAAUGUGCUAUCAACACUUCGCCGAAUGCCUUUCCUCCGGGUAUUGAAAUUGCGCGGCAUCGGGUUAAAGGACAAUGAUGCUGAAUUCUUAGCGAAUGUUAUUGGGCGCCGGGUCCGUUGUUUGGACAUAAGAGAUAAUAUGCUUACCGACAUGGCAGUCCGCUCGUUGCUACAGGCCUCUUUUCUCCCCGCAGAAAGGAGGAACUCACAGCAAACUCCCGUACAGGCGAGAGGCUCACCGGACCCCUUUUCUCAUUAUGCAAUUCUCGAGUCUGGCUCGGACUUUUUCAAGCGCCCUGAUUUGGAUGAACAGUUUGCCAGGCUACUAGCCCAACCAGUCUUAUAUCACCCAUGGGUUGAAGAUUUGCCAAAUAGUGGGAUCACGCAUCUAUAUAUCGCCGGCAAUCAGAUAUCAGUUGAAGCCGUGGCGAGUCUCUUGGUUUCAUCUCGCCUGCAUGCUUUGGAUUUUGGAACCAUCAGUGCUCCCGACAAGGCACACCAGACCCAUCACUUUGGAAAGGAAAAAUAUCCUGGAGCCGAAAAGCUAGUGCCGAUAUUGGGAAAGGUUGCAGGAGACAACUUGGCAUACCUCCGAGCGCACCAUGAAGUGCUUACAAACGAACCGCCAGAGAAAGAUGCGGUAUCUUCCGUCGACUUUCUACCAGAACUUUCUGGACAAGAGAGUCCACGUGCAGUUGAGCAUUUCGAAUUGGACACCUCCCAAGAGGUUUAUGAGCUACCCGAGGACACACGACCUGUAUUUGAACUUGCAGAUACAUCGAUGACUGAUUCCACGAGCUCAACAUCAGCAGUGAAUGUACCUCAGACACCCCAACUGUUGACACCAGAUGAGCCCUCACCAUAUGUUAGACGUGGAUCGGCCUUCGCUCCGGAAGUGGUACACAACAUCCCCGAUAGAAGGAUUGCUGGCGUAUCGAGAACAUUUACCUUGCUUUCUAUUUCAACGUCGUCAGACUGCGACACACUCGCCACAGACUCCUCCCUUAGGACAACGCUGCGAUGUAACUCCCCGGUAUCAAUGAAUGACCCUCGCGCAGAGAAGAUACAACAGCUACUCGCGAAAAGACCACGCAGUCAAUCAAUACCAAUACAAGGAGGGAAAGAAAGCCGAUUUCCCUAUCUGCACCCAUCACAUAUCCCUCAUAUGGAAACAUUGGUUUUGACAGAUGUACCCUCACAUGUGGCGCCCAACUCGUCUAUAAUUCCUGCCCUCAAAAGGUUUAUCACUGGUUGUUCCAAUGAAGCUUUACUAGCAACACUACAGGCCGGAUCGGAUUACUCCCUCCCACCAGGCCAAGCUCGCAUGCAAGCUGAGCAACACAGAUCUCGAUCAAUUUUCGGUUUACGGCGUUUAGUCCUUGAAAUUACACCUGUUGAUACCUCUAAACUUACUUCAUGGAAACCAGGAAACCAAUACAACGCCACGGGUCAUUCGAGCACCGGGGACCGCGACUCGGAGAAUCUUUGGUCUGCAGCUACCAAUGAUUUCAGUUUCUUUGGAGAAGAAGAAUGUGGAGUCCCGGAGAAUGACCCUGGCAAAUACUUCCCGAUGGCUGCGCUUAACGAGAAGGUCUCGCUGAUGCCAGAUGGUGAUACGACUCUUUCACCUAACUCCCCUGAUUCUGGACGUUAUCCUUUACCAAGAAACGCGAUAUCCCCGAGUCCGCCGCAAAAGCAGCCCCAGGUCCAGACGUUGGACCUUGUCGCAGAGCUUGCGGCGUUCCGUCGUGAGAAGAAGGCUGAAUACGAACAGGUGGUUCGACGCGAGAGAGGGCGGCGGAGCACUACUAGCUCGGGUGUUUCUAGUCUUCUGACUCCAUCGUCCCAUAUCUCCUUGGCCAAUUUUGUGGAAGGUUAUUGGAAGGGAGAGGUAAAGAUUGUGCGGAACCCAAUGCCCCAGAUGCGGACUGGAAUGGUGGACAUGUAUGGAAAUUAUUUCGAGAAGGGCUACCUAUACCCAUGA